Molecule: messenger RNA, 1908 nt
Organism: Linum trigynum
Lineage: Eukaryota; Viridiplantae; Streptophyta; Magnoliopsida; Malpighiales; Linaceae
Source: the annotation of a GenBank genome assembly
AUGGGGGGCGAAGAGAAAAGGCAUCAGAUGAUGCAGAACCUAUUCGGAGAUCAAUCGGAGGAAGAGGAGGAGAUUGAUUCCGAGCACGAAUCAAAUCCUCAGCCUAAUUACGCUUCGGAUGAAGCUGAGGGAGAACUGAGGAACGGGGUUGAUGAUGAGGGUGAAGGUGAAGUGGAGGAGCAGGAGCAGGAAGAUGUUGAUGUUGACGUUGAGAGUGAAGGUGAAAUGCGUGAGGUAGAGCCUGAUCCUGGAGAAAGUGAGGGCGAAAGGGAGCCAAGUUCGGAGGAAGUGGACGUGGAGGAUCCGAGAGAAGAGAGUGAAGAGAAAGAUGCAGAAAGUGAUGAGAAAGAUCAGUAUGGUCAGAGGGUUGUCACCAGUCGAAGACGUGAUGUGCUUGAAAGUGAGUCUGAGAGAUCUGAGGAGCAACCUUAUGCUGACCAUGAUGAUGAGGAAAUAGACCAAGUUGGAAAUCCAAGCAGAUCACCUGAGGAGGAGAGGGACCAAACUCACAUAUCACACUCAGCUGCUGAAAUACGUGAUGUUUUUGGUGACUCUGAUGACGAGGAAGAGGCAGGAUAUGCUGUUCAAAAUGACCUCGAGCCAGAUUCUCAUAUGUCUCCCAUGGAAGACGAAGGAAGCUAUGAGAAGAGUCUAAGACCUGAAGACAUGCUAGUUGAUGAAGAUGGCCGAUAUGAGUCAGAGGAGGAGAAUGUCGAGGUCAAACAAAGGGAAAGGCCUGUUGGUCCGCCACUGGAGCUGGAGAUUCCAUUUCAAGCAGCUCCUGCCCAUCCAACUAGGAUGAAUUUAAUCAAAGUUUCCAAUAUAAUGGGUAUUGAGGCCCAACCAUUUGAUCCCAAGACAUAUGAGGAGGAGAAAACAUUUGUCACCGAUGAAUCUGGAGCUAGAAAGCGCAUCCGCUUGGAAAAUAACAUUGUGCGCUGGCGGCGUGUCAAAAAUCCUAACGGCACAACUUCUAUUGAAAGUAAUGCUCGCUUCGUCAGGUGGUCAGAUGGCAGUUUGCAGUUAUUAAUUGGGAAUGAGGUUCUUGAUAUAUCUGUACAGGAUGCACAGCAUGACCAAACACACCUCUUCCUUAGACACAAUAAGUCCCUUCUUCAAUCACAAGGAAGAAUAUUGAGGAAGAUGAAGUUCAUGCCAUCUUCGUUGUCAUCAAAAUCUCACAGGCUAUUGACUGCCCUUGUUGACUCACGGCAUAGGAAAGUUUACAAGGUUAAGAAUUGCAUUACUGACAUUGACCCUGAGAGAGAGAAGGAGGAGAAAGAGAGGGCUGAAAGUCAAACAAUCCGGGCAAACGUACUCCUUAAUCGGAAGAGAGAAAAGGUUAGCCGGAAAUAUACCCCUGUAGUAGAGCGUAAGCAUCAACUUUCAACUGGAUUCUUAGAGGGUGCUCUUGACGAGGAUGAAGAACACGAAUAUUCUGAUCCUCGUCGGACUCGUCGCCGCUUUGAGGAAGACCUGGAAGUGGAAGCUCGAGCAGAGAAGCGCAUUAUGAAUGCUAAGAAGGGAAACAAAGACUUCCUACGCAAGUCGUCUUUGCCUAUGGCUAAAUCGAGCAAGCGCCCCGUGAAUUUCGAGGACAGUGAGAGAGAGGAAUCUGAUUAUGAAAGUGAUGAGUAUCAAGAUGGGAGACCUGCUCCUAGGAAGAGGUUUGAAGAACCAGAGGAGGAAUACGAAGAAGAUGAGGAAGAGGAAGAAGAGCGCUAUGAAGAAGAGGUAGAAGGUGAUGGUGCCUCAGAGGAAGAAGAGGAAGCUGAGGAACUAAAGCCGAGAGGCAAGGAGUAUGGAGGUAGUCAUAGAAGAGCUGGGAUCGAGUCAGAUCAGGACUCCCCACCUAGAAAGGUGCAUACUCACAGGAGAGCUGUUGUAUUUGAUAGUGAUGAAGACUGA